Molecule: messenger RNA, 2010 nt
Organism: Psylliodes chrysocephalus
Lineage: Eukaryota; Metazoa; Arthropoda; Insecta; Coleoptera; Chrysomelidae
Source: the annotation of a GenBank genome assembly
AUGACCAACGAAACACUACAGAAGAUGACAGAGACGAUCUUCCACGCUAGCAACACCACAGUCUCCAUCCGAAGCGAGGAGAGGGUAAGAACUACGUACGGUAUGAUCGUAAGCGAGGGUAAUAAAUCUUACAAGGAUGUCCUGGGGAAGGCAGGAACUCAAACCGGAAUAGUCAAUGGCGAAGAGGAAGAAAGGGAAAAGAGAAAGAAAUUACUUAAGACCUUAAAUGAAGGGAGAACGUUUGAAGAAAUCACCCCUUUCCUAGACGAGAAAUGGCCAGAAGAUUUAUUUGAGAGAACGAAAGAAGAACAGGGUAAUCCUAUCAAAGAGGGAAAAGAAAGAGAUGUAGCGAUACUAGCCGACCCGAAUAAAGACGCUACUGGACUAGCGGAACUAGUGAUGGAUGAGAAUCCAGAAACGCGAGAAAUCCUCACAACAAUGUUAAGAACGGAAGUUGAAUACCUAUCGAAAACGACAAAUAUUACCACGGGAAAGGGAAAAAAGAUCAGAAAAGACAAGUUCAUCUUUCUACUUCCAACCCAGGUAGACAAGAAUGGGAUAAACGAUUUGGAGGAGAUAUACAACUCACUAGUGAAACUUCGGCAGAUGAUGGAAGACACAAAGAGUAAAACCGCUACGAUUGCCCUCGUAGAGGAAAUAGAUAAGAGAUACUGCAGGAAGAUACUCGAGUACGUCUUUAGAAGUACAGACGUAAUACUCUACUGCCAACCAGGGAAAAGGCAACAAAAGAGGAACGAAAACGGCUUCGUGACAGUGAGGACGGGGGAAAAAAGCUACGCGGAACUGCUCAAGCAAAUAAAAACGGAAGUAGAUCUGGGAGCCAAUAAAGUAGACAUAAGGAAAAUAAAGAAAACUGGCAGGGGGGACAUUGUAUUAGCGGUCGAGGGAGGCGAGACAAAAGCGGAAAUCCUAAAGGAUGAAAUCAAGAAAAAAAUAGGAAACGCAGACAUCAGGACAGGAGAAAAGACAACCCUCUUCAUUAUGGGCUUCGACGAGGUUACCCCGGAAGAUGAAGUCGUGGAAGCAAUCAACCAGGAAUUUAAUAUGGUAAAGGGUAUGGUCAAUAUCAUAAAAAUAACAAAAGGAAAGUAUGGCCAGAAUACGGCUACAAUAGAAGUUCCUAGAAGGGAAGGGAAAAAAAUGGUAGCGACAGGCAAAGUAAAAAUAGGGUGGUUGAACUGCAAUAUUAAGGAGAGGAUCCAAAUGGUAAGGUGCUACAAGUGCUUAGAAUAUGGGCACAGAAGGAACGACUGCAAGGCAGCAGUAAACAAAGAGAUAACCUGUCUCAGAUGCGGAGAAGAUGGACAUCUAGUAAAGGACUGCUCAAACAACCCUAGAUGUAUCAAAUGUAAAGUAGAAGGACACCGAAUGAUGAAAGAGAUUCCAAACACACACCUAAGAAGUAAAGAAGCUGCAAAGAAACUUAGAAAAAACGCAAAUGUCUUCGAUAGAACACUAAUAAAAGAAUGGAUGAAAAGUAACAAAAUGGAACCGGUACCAAAAGCAACCUACGACGUUGACAUUCAAACUGACAAAACCAAUACCAUUACCAGUACCGUUGAAAUGGGCACACAAACAGAGGCCUGGACUUUGGAUAAAUUCCUGACGUUAAAUACUCUAGAAGAAGUAAACUCCCUAGAAAUAUGGUCCUCAUGUGAAGGAAGAAAAUGGGAUAACAAACUCUUUACGAACUCAGAAAUAAGAGUAGGAAAUCCAUUGACGACCGAAGACUCUGUAGUGAAAGUCACAAUAGUGGAACCACAUGACCUUAAUAUGGAGAAGAGCAUUCAAAGACUGUUCAAGGACAAGUACCCUGAACUGGGAAAUCUUAAGGAGGAAUUCGAAGUGGUUGACCAAAUAAUUAAGAUAAGAACAAAAAGUCCCAACGAAAUUAUUAACCGGAAAAUAAUAAAAAUAUUACAUAACGGAAACGACCAGGAGCUAUGGAAAAAACAAGGAAAAACUGAAAAGCGAGACCACAGAAGAUAA